CACCAGGUCACGGUCGGCGGCACUGCGGGUCUGGUGUACACCCCUUCGUCCAUCACCGCGGCCGUGGGUGAUAUGGUCGUCUUCACCUUCAUGAGCACCAACCACACCGUCACCCAGUCCUCCUUCACCUCUCCCUGUGUGGCCAUGGCUGGCGGUAUGGACUCGGGCUUCCAGCCUAACGCCAAUAAUGCCGUCAACCCGCCACCACAGGUUGCCAUGCAGGUUCAGGUCACCACUCCCCUCUGGUUCUACUGCAAGCAGACGGGCCACUGCGGCAAGGGUAUGGUCUUCUCCAUCAAC
Messenger RNA from Cryphonectria parasitica EP155, 300 nucleotides. Its product is annotated as Cupredoxin. Gene Ontology annotation, molecular function: electron transfer activity. The transcript is spliced from 2 exons. The record is from RefSeq and is a predicted model, not a curated record. NCBI's taxonomy places the organism in Eukaryota, Fungi, Ascomycota, Sordariomycetes, Diaporthales, Cryphonectriaceae. The annotation marks the transcript as partial.